Molecule: messenger RNA, 2091 nt
Organism: Quercus robur (English oak)
Lineage: Eukaryota; Viridiplantae; Streptophyta; Magnoliopsida; Fagales; Fagaceae
Exons: 6
Coding region: 1-2091 (696 amino acids)
Biological process (GO): DNA repair; telomere maintenance
Molecular function (GO): DNA helicase activity
Source: RefSeq, a predicted model, not a curated record
AUGAUAGAAGAUUACCCAUCAACAUCUGUUACAACAGAGACACAUCGUACAAAUAAACUUCUCAAUGAUUUAGAGGCAUUACUCUUGCAACAUGGAAAGCAUAUUACAGAGUAUGAUUUGCCGAUUUUAACUGGAGAAUGUGACAAUGAUUCAACUAUACCAAGACUCAUACAAGAUGAGCUAACUAUUCCUAAUAUAGAUGAAGAAUUCACUUUAAUUGAGAAGUUGAAUAACGACCAGAGACUUGCAUAUGAGACAAUCAUGACAGUUAUUGAUCGUAACGAAAGCAUGAUAUUCUUCGUCGAUGGGCCAGGGGGAACUGGAAAAACAUUUUUGUAUCGCACAAUAUUGGCAGCCUUGAGAAAAGCUGGUCACAUUGCAAUUGCCACAGCUACAUCUGGCAUAGCAGCAACAUUACUCCCUGGUGGAAGAACAGCGCAUUCCAGGUUUAAGAUUCCUUUAACUCUAGAUGCUUCAUCUACUUGCUCAAUAAGUAAACAAUCAGACUUAGCUGAGCUUAUUAGACGUGCCACCGUAAUAAUUUGGGAUGAAGCCCCAAUGGUAAAUCGACGUGCACUCGAAUCUUUAGAUAGAACAUUUAGAGAUAUUAUGGAAGUAAAUUUACCUUUUGGUGGGAAGGUGCUAAUUUUGGGUGGAGAUUUUCGUCAAGUACUUCCGGUUGUUCCAAAGGGUACAAAGGCAGAAAUGAUUGAUGCAUGCAUAGUCAAGUCCCCAUUAUGGAAAGAUGUCAAAGUGUUACAUUUGAAGCAGAAUAUGAGGUCUAGCAAUGAUGAAGAGUUUGCUGAGUACAUACAACACAUUGGUGAUGGGAAUGAACCAUAUAUAAUUGAUGAUUUGAUUAAACUACCCCCUUCAAUGGCAAUGGAAUGGGAGGGUCAACAUUCUAUAUACAACUUGAUUGAUCAAGUUUUUCCAAAUUUACAAGACCAUGUCAAUGAUGCAAGGUAUAUGGUUGAUAGGGCUUUGCUAACACCUAUAAAUGAUGAUGUUGAACAACUUAAUGCAAAGAUAAUUUCUCAGUUUCCAGGAGAUGAGUUUACAUUACAUUCUUUUGAUGAGGUUGAAGGAGAUACACAACAUCUAUAUCAACAAGAAUUCCUAAAUUCUAUAUCUCCAGGGGGUUUACCACCACAUAUAUUAAGGCUAAAAAAGGGUGCUCCAAUUAUGUUGUUGCGCAAUAUAGAUCCAAAAGCCGGAUUAUGUAAUGGUACAAGAUUGAUAUGCCGUGGAUGUUUUAACAACGUAAUUGAUGCUGAAAUUUUGACUGGACAAUAUGUGGGUACACGCAUUUUUUUGCCAAGAAUCCCUUUGAAGACAACAGAAAAUGUACACUUGCCAUUUGUAAUGAUCAGACGACAAUUUCCUGUACGUUUAAGCUUUGCACUUACAAUAAACAAAGCGCAAGGAAGAAUGCCUAACUCAAAUAUGAGGAUUGAGUCCACUAUGCUAAAUAAUGGAGUGCAUGCUGUUCCUACUGCUCAUUGGGAGAAGUGGAAGGAUGAUCAGUCAAUAUCGAACAUGGAGCCCAUUGAUAACAAGGUUCGAAAAUUGCAAAUUUAUUCACCUGGUUGGGGAUUCACUGUUCGAGCUGACAAGAAAGAGCUUUGGAGAGAAGUGAAACGAGUUUUAGAGUCACAAGAAUUGGAAAGGACCAAGAACAAAGACAGACAACAAAUUGCUGUCAAGAGCAAUGAAGUUUCCAACAUCCAUAAGAAUAAAGACAAAGGAAAAAUGAAGGACGAUGUGAUCUCUAACACUCAUGCCAACAGAGACAAACGGAGAAUGAAAAUCAAGGACAAUGUGGUUUCCAACAUCAAAGAGCAAAAAAAGAUACGAACAAAAAAAAUCAAGGACGAUGCAAUCUUCAACACCAAAAACAGUAAAGACAAACAGAAAAUGAGAGUCAAGGACAAUGCGAUAAUAAAGCAGUUCUUCAAGUCCCAAGCUGAAGUAGACCAUUUCACAUACAUGGAGCUAUGCAAUAUCAUCACAAGGUUCAUGGCAAAUGCUGCUGGAAAGCAAUUAGAAUGUGACACAAAUAGCAUUGCUCCACCAACUUCUCCACCAUAG